AUGAGCCAAGAGAUUGGUCUCAAUGUGGACCCCUCCGGGUGGGAUAUCACGCCCGAGGAUCGAGGUCGCCGCAUCCGCCUGUGGUGGAUGGUCUACAUGGUCGACAAGUGGUCUGCUUUGACCCUAGGCAGACCGUCGUAUAUCAACGAGGAAGAGUACAAUGUGCCUCUGCCGACUAUGGACAACUUUCCCAGGUACAACUAUGAGGACCUCGAGCCGCCAGAGGUCGGUAUUCGCCAGUUCAUCGGAAUGGCAGUCUUAACCACCAUCCUUUCCGACAUCCUAGCGACAUUUUACACCCUACGAGCGAAUACGAGGCUGCAAUCGUACUCCUCAGAUCUUCUCCAGCUACUCUCGGACCAGUUUGAGCAGCGUCUGGAAGCCUUCCACAAUACACAUCUAACGCCAAUCUAUGACGUUCAUAGUUUCCUCGACCCAACAGGCACAAUCUUUCUUGCGUUCCACACUGUCAAAAUUACCCUUUACCGGGCCAUGUUGAGACGCCUGGACCCAACCGACAUCCAAUAUCAGCCCUUUCGCAUCCGAGCGAGGCUCAUUCUCGGCGAAGUCACAAUGCUGCUUCAAACAUUGACAGUCCGCCGUUUGCGUGUCUUUUGGUGGAGUCAACUCUCCAACCACAAUUUCGCAAUAGCUGGUGGUUUCAUGAUGUCUCUUCUAGUCACAUCAACUAACGACACUGAAAUCGAAUACUGGACCAGCCAAAUCAAAUUGUAUUAUGAUCUCCUGCAAAGCCAAAGCGUCGGUUUUGAUACGACCAAGUUGGCCGCGGCAAGGAUGAGCUUGUUGAGCUCCGUAAGUCAGAGUGCUGGGGAUGAGAUCUUUUCCGGAAUAGACUCGAAACAAGCUUUUUGUGGUGACUUUCGCAUAGAGCUCUGCGAAUGA
Messenger RNA from Capronia coronata CBS 617.96, 903 nucleotides. RefSeq lists its product as uncharacterized. Bases 1 to 903 code for a protein of 300 amino acids. Gene Ontology annotation, cellular component: nucleus. The record is from RefSeq and is a predicted model, not a curated record. Gene Ontology annotation, biological process: DNA-templated transcription. The transcript has 3 exons. NCBI's taxonomy places the organism in Eukaryota, Fungi, Ascomycota, Eurotiomycetes, Chaetothyriales, Herpotrichiellaceae. Gene Ontology annotation, molecular function: DNA binding; zinc ion binding.